AUUCACUGCUGUGUCCACUGUUGAUAUGGAAUUUGAAAGAAUUGACAUGAACCAAUGUCCAGAGAUGCAGGGUAACCCCCUGCCUAAUGCCUUCGCUAACACUGCUAGGUGUCGCCCAUCUACAACUUGUGAGCCUCUGAUGGGCUUUGGUUUCCGUCGCGGUGGUUACCAGUGUGUCUGUAACCCUGGUUACUACUACCCCUGGUGGCAUGACGGGCCCUUCAUGGGCCUGGAGCUAGAGCAGGCCACCAGAUCUGAGUGGGAAGUUGGAUUUGACUGCCUCACUGUAGCAGAUCGACAGGUAAUUCCCAAUGUGAUGCCAACAUUUGUGAGGAAAAGGAGGUCAGUAGCUUCCAGCAAGGAUCUCUUCCUACAGGAAGUCUUGCCCCAGAAUCAGAGCCCACGUCUGACCAGAGCCUUGAAGCGGACGCUCAUCCCCAGGAUCCAAGAACUCAGAGAAGAGUUCCAGCGCCAGAAGAGAGAAGCUGAUGCUGCCAACCCUAAAGUUACCAUCAAGAAGAGAUUCACCGCUAAGCAGAAGCCAUUCGUCAGCACCGCACACAGGCGCCAGAAACGCGAGGCCACAGACGAACAGGCUGUGAACCGCAUGAUGAAGAUCCUACAGAGGUACCAGCAGACAACUCCAGUGACUUGCAAGGACAUGAAGGCCUACGAGCUUCUGCUCCCCGGUGAUGCUGCGUAUGGUAUGAACACCCAGUUUGAAGCCCAGGGACGCACGGCUCUGCGUCUGGCCCAUUUCUUGUCAAACUUCUUGCAAAAUGUGGACGAGUACGAAGAAUUCGGUAAUUUGAGAGGCGAUCGCCGUUUGAACGAGUCCCAAAUUUUUGCCGAAGUUGUUGCCAACGUCAUGGCCGACUGGAAGAUAGUCGGCAGUGGCGUCUUCUUUGACCGCUACAAAUUCCGCAUGUCGCCACCUGUCAACAACACUGACCCACGUUUUGUCAACGGCAUCACAAGAGAGUUCUUUGGUCCCUACGCCUGGAAGGUCAAGGCUACAGGUGUUGGCAGUGUGGGAGGGGCUGACUUCUUCAGGGCCAUGGAUUUCGCUGGCUUUAAAACUUACUACACUAAUGAGCCUUGGUUCCGGAGCAUGAAGUCAAGAUGGGCGACAAACUUUGUCGCCUUGAAGAAGUUUACUGCCAAACCUAUGAUCAGGUCAAAUUAUGAAGGCACCAGUCUUGUUAGAUUUGAGUACUACCCAUACACCUACAAAGCAGCCCAGUAUGAAGACGGUGAAUGGCUGAGGCCCCAGUUUAAAUGUGAUGACAGAGUUAACACCUGGGUUGUCACUUACCUGGCACCAUUCUUUGGCAAAGAUGAUAUUAAAGAAAACAUCGAAUUUAAGGGUGUUGUAUCUGUGGAUGUUGCACUGAAUGAGCUCAGCUUGAACCAGUGUCCAGGAGAUUUCCACACACCCAAUGCCUUUAAAAACACAGCUCGUUGUGACUUUGAAUCUCAAUAUUGUGUUCCUGUCGAAGGCAGAAGGUAUCAAACUGGUUAUUACAAGUGUGAGUGUCGUCAAGGCUUUGAAUACACUUUCAAUGAUCUCAACUGGUACUUUGAUGGCCAGACGAUGGAACAGGAGUUCAGCAAGAUGAUUCGAGGCCAGCCAAACAGGUUUGAGACAUUAAAAUGCCGUAAAGCAGGAGCCGCUUCAAUCACAGCCAGCCUCACUUUAGUAAUCUUAAUAGCUUUGGUAAAUUUGUUGUGGACUAGACAGUGAUAUGGUAGUUUAGAGACAGAUGCAAAUGUGUUGAUUGAUCUGUGUGCUUGAGAUUUUUUUGUAUAUACAAAAACACAAUGAAAUUAUUAUUAUUUUUGUACUGGUUUUGACUUUUUCAUACUAAAACUUUAAAAACUCAUUUGAAAAUCAUAGCGAUGUUUUUGCAGCUCAGUUUUAAUUUUUAUAUAAGAUUAGAUCACACUGACCAUACCUGAAAUACUGCCCGUUUUUAAGUGCCACAACAAAAUUUCUAACACUUAUUUACCUCAACUUAUGAUUUUUAAAUCUGCUAAUAAUGCUAAAAAUAUUUUGUAUUCCUAAAAAUCUAGCUGAAAUUAGUUAAUUUUAUAUUGUCCUUUUAUUUCUUGCAUAUAUUAUCUAAGGUACAGAAAAGUCCAAGAAAAAAGACUUUUUGUUAAUGUAAAUAGUUGAUCAAUAUAUAUUUGUAAAUGCUUUGUUAAUGUAAAUAAAUGUUUAUUAACUUCAACAUAAUCAAUUUUAGCCCUGAACAUUGAACUUUAUGAUUUUAGAAAAAAAGUAUUUAAAAUAGUCCUGACAAGUUGAUUCACUCUUAAAGAUGGAAUGUGAGUAGGGGUUUUAGGGGCUAGAACUAAAAAAUCAAAUUUGAUGUGGAAAAUUAAGAUUCAGCAUGAAACACUCAUCCAUCAUUGUAAAUAGUUCUUUCAUCAACUGCAGCAUAUUGUGUUUGGUUGUUUAUAUCAAGACAAUGACAUAAUGUGUAUAAAAAGCUUAUUUUUAAAUCUUAUAGCCGUAUGCAAGAAGAAAAAUUACUUUGUCUUGUUUAUAUACUUUUACAAAAGACUUUGUAAUCUUUAUCUGAGUGUUAACAUUUUUUUUCAACAAAGUAAAUUUUAGUUUAUUUUUUAAUGCAUAUUAUAUAGUUCAUUCACAUUCCAAUAUUUCUACAAUUUAUUCUGUAUGGAAAGAUUAUGAAUUUAUUAAAAUUUUUAUAGAUU
Physella acuta is the source of this 2721-nucleotide messenger RNA. RefSeq lists its product as uncharacterized. The record is from RefSeq and is a predicted model, not a curated record. Lineage: Eukaryota; Metazoa; Mollusca; Gastropoda; Physidae.